Neoarius graeffei (lesser salmon catfish) is the source of this 1238-nucleotide messenger RNA. RefSeq names its product NACHT, LRR and PYD domains-containing protein 1a-like. The record is from RefSeq and is a predicted model, not a curated record. Lineage: Eukaryota; Metazoa; Chordata; Actinopteri; Siluriformes; Ariidae. Bases 145 to 1113 code for a protein of 322 amino acids. Gene Ontology annotation, biological process: inflammatory response; regulation of apoptotic process; innate immune response. The transcript has 5 exons.
AUUGUCAAAAUCACUCAGGUCUUUACACCUUACAAUUUCUCUCACCUUCAACAUGCUGAUCAUGAGACCAGACUAUUCACUCAUUGUGUAAUAUAUCCCUGACCUUAACAUAAUCAACAGCAUUUACUUUCUCUGUCAGUGGUCAUGAUGUUUUUGCUCAUCGGAGUAUCUAAUGGCACCAUACACACCAUAAUAAUUGGAAAAAUAACUUGUAUAAAGAUAUUUGGGUUUGUCUGCUGGAUCUUGGCUUUUACCCCUCGGUUCCUUCUCAGAACCACUGCUUGUGUUCUAGAUCGCAAUCAGAUUGAACUGGCUGUGGCACAUUUCAUUGAGAGUAAUGUGGAGAUCAUUCAGCCCCUGGAAAUAACAAACACACACGUGAUCUUGGAAGUCCAAGGUCUCUCCUUGUUUGGCCUGAUUAUGAAAAGAAUCUUUGGGGAAACCCCCAUCAGUGCCCAAGUCCUUCUCUUCUCCAAAGAAAUGAUUGGAAAGAAGGAAAGGAGGAGAAAACUGGAUAUUCACUUGUUGCCCGGAAAUGUGCCAGUUGAAGAGGUGCGGAAACAACACCAGUGCAGCACAUACAUUCCUUGCAGCUCCAUAUGUGAACUGACGCCUGAUAAAAAAUACAGACCACUCUGUGAACCUCAUAAAUCCCAGCCAAAGGUUGAGAAAUUUCUCUGUGACUAUGGACCCAACUAUCACAUCACAUUUGAGGUGAUCCUUAAGGCGGAGGUUGAAGACCUCACAUUAGGUCUUUCAAAUGAAAUUGGUGAGGAGGUGUGGGAGCCUCGUCAGGUCUUUCUUCCAGUGAAUAGUCGAGAAGCAGCUCCAGUUGUAAUGGAUGAAGGUGUUGAAUUUGUAGAUAAAUACAGAGACACACUCAUACAGAGAGUUGCAUCAGUACUGGAAAUAGCAGAUGCUCUACUCACCAAGAAAAUCAUCACCAAUGAAAUGUACAGUGUUCUCAUCGAGGCAACAACACCACAGGAGAAAAUGAGGAAAUUGUACAGAUUUCUCGACUCAGGAGGAAGAGCUGCCAAAGCAGAAUUCUAUAAAAUCCUGAAGGAGAAGGAGCUUCUUGUAGUGAAUGACCUGCAGUCAGGAUUUGAAUAAUCCAACACUGUCACGAUAAAAAUUAGGACUUAAUGUGUCAGGUUUUUUAUACCCAAUGAUAUGAGCCAUUGUCAUCAUGUCAAUUUCAUUAAUAAUUUUAUUAGCCAAUGGAAAAAUGUAGUAAA